Molecule: messenger RNA, 2391 nt
Organism: Podarcis muralis (Common wall lizard)
Lineage: Eukaryota; Metazoa; Chordata; Lepidosauria; Squamata; Lacertidae
Source: RefSeq, a predicted model, not a curated record
AUGGUGGGAUUAUUGGUCUUGCUACUGGUUCUACUUCCUAAUGCUAUAUGCAAACCUCCCAUUGUUAAAUGCCAUGUCCAUGAUCCUCACUCUCCACUUCAUCAGUAUCAUCAGGAAGGAGACCUCAUCAUUGGUGGCAUAGCCUCUCACAGCAUCAUCGUCUCCAGUUCAAUAGCCUUCACCGAAAACCCCCCACCAACAUUGCUUGAAGAGCUAAAAGUGGUGCCAAAGAAUUAUCAGCACAUCCUGGCCUUGCAAUUUGCAGUGAAGGAGAUCAACGAAAACCCUCAGCUCUUACCCAAUGUCACUUUAGGCUUCCGCAUCUAUGACAGCUAUUUCAAUGCCAAAUGGACCUCUCAUGCCACAAUGUUACUCAUAUCCACACUGGAAACAUUUGUCCCCAACUACAUCUGUGACAUCAAGAAAAACUUGAUAGCCAUCAUUGGGGGACUGGACAACCAAAUUUCCCUUUAUGUGGCAACAAUCUUGGAUAUCUAUAAGGUUCCACAGCUCAUAUACGGCCCUGCUCCAGUGAUGAAUGAUAAAACUCCAGGCCUUUUCUUCUACCAGAUGACGCCCAAGGAAACCCACGAGUAUAAGGGGAUCCUGUCUUUGCUUCUGCAUUUUAAGUGGAUAUGGAUUGGGAUCCUUACUUUCUAUGAUGAGAAUGCAGAAAGAUUUGUGCAAACUGUGGUCCCACUUUAUUCCCAGAAUGGCAUUUGUUUUGCCUUCAUAGAAAGAAGUCACAAAUUUACUUACGUCUCUGAAAUUCACGAUAUGUUCAAACUGGGUGCAAAAAUACAUGACAAAAUAAAUGAUAGCAAAGCCAAUGUAGUCUUGUUUUAUGGAGAAUCAUAUGCUGUGGCCUUUUUUAGAUGGUAUCCUUACCUAUCAGAAUUGAAACAAAGUUCAAAUAAGCCAAAAGGUAAAGUGUGGAUCAUGACAGCCCAGGUGGAGCUCACUUCUUUUGUCUAUCAACGGACUUGGGAUACAGAAAUACUCCAUGGGGUUCUCUCAUUCACAACUCACUCAAAUGACCCACCAGGAUUUCAUCAAUUUGUCCAGAGCAAAACCCCUACCAGCCCGAAAGGAGAUGGCUUCAUCUUGGACUUCUGGCAACAGGCAUUUGGCUGUUUCCAUCAUUUUCUGAGGCGUAUCUCAUUUAACAACAGCGCUGGGGAUAAGAUUUCCUUGGACCAGAAUGGGGAGAUACUAGCUGGAUUUGAUAUUACCAAUUGGAUUCUUUUCUCAAACCAAUCCUUUCAGAGAGUGAAGGUAGGAGGGAUUGAUUCCCUCGCUCCUCCACAGCAAGCGUUGACCAUCAAUGAGGGAGCCAUAAAAUGGCACCAUUGGUUUAACCAGACACAGCCUAAGUCUGUAUGUACUAAGAGCUGCCGCCCUGGUUUUUGCAGGAAGGUGAAGGAGGGGGAAGCAUUUUGCUGCUACGAUUGCAUCCCAUGUCCAGAAGGGAAGAUUUCAGACCAGGAGGACAUGAAUGACUGCUAUGAAUGUGAAGAUGAAAAGUAUCCAAACACAAAUAAGACUAUAUGUAUUCCCAAGCAUGCAACUUUCUUGUCCUUUGAAGAACCUCUGGGCCUCAGCUUAGCCUGUUCUGCUUUUUUCUUAGCUUUCAUUACAGCACUGGUACUGGAAAUAUUUGUGAAGCACAGGGACACUCCCAUUGUGAAAGCCAACAACCGGGACCUCACCUACGCUCUGCUCAUCUCCCUCUUGCUUUGCUUCCUUUCCGCAAUACUAUUUAUCGGAUAUCCUGACAAAGUGAUGUGUCUCCUCCGACAAACUGCUUUUGGCAUCAUCUUCUCAGUGGCUGUUUCUUGUGUGCUGGCAAAAACCAUCACUGUGGUUCUGGCUUUCAUGGCCACAAAACCAGGAUCCAGGAUGAGGAAGUGGGUGGGGAAAGGACUGGCAAUCACUAUUGUCCUUUCCUGCUCCCUUAUCCAAGCACUCAUCUGCACUGUAUGGCUGGUGAUCUCUCCUCCAUUCCCUAAUGCUGACAUGAAGUCAGUGACUGAAGAAAUUGUACUGGAGUGCAAUGAGGGAACUGUGACUUUCUUUUACUGUGUCUUGGGCUACAUGGGCUUCCUAGCUUUGGUCAGUUUCACUGUGGCUUUCCUUGCCCGGAAAUUACCUGACAGUUUCAACGAAGCCAAGUUCAUCACUUUCAGCAUGCUGGUUUUUUGUAGUGUUUGGUUGUCCUUUGUUCCUUCCUACAUGAGCACAAAGGGGAAAUACAUGGUGGCUGUGGAGAUCUUCUCUAUCUUAGCCUCCAGUGCUGGCUUGUUGGGUUGCAUCUUUUCCCCAAAAUGUUACAUUAUUUUGUUGAGACCUGAGCUGAACAAUAGGGAUCACCUAAUAAGAAGAAAAUGCUAA